Molecule: messenger RNA, 3424 nt
Organism: Hemicordylus capensis (graceful crag lizard)
Lineage: Eukaryota; Metazoa; Chordata; Lepidosauria; Squamata; Cordylidae
Gene: DCST2
Product: DC-STAMP domain containing 2
Exons: 15
Coding region: 783-3224 (813 amino acids)
Cellular component (GO): membrane
Source: RefSeq, a predicted model, not a curated record
CAGGAAGAGGGUGGGGCAAAGAGAUACAGCCCUCGGUCUCGGAGUUCGAGCCAUUCUGGGUGGUCUCAAUGCUUAACAGGAGCGAUGUUGAUUAAGUCAUGCAAGCAGGGUUGAUUAAGUGGACAGAUGCUGCUGGGAAUCAAUCUGUUUUCCUUCCUGGAUGAAAUAUGCAACCAUGCACUCAAUGUAUAGCUUCUGGAGAGCAAGAGCCAUUCCUAGCCAGCCAAACUCACGACUGAAGUUGCGUCUUUUCUGACAUUUCAAAAAUGUUAGCCCCUUCAGAGAAUGCUAAGGGUUGGGAACCGGUGGGCAGGCAAAGUCAGAGCAGCACCAGAAAGAAUCUGCUGGGAGGGGGCGGAGCCAGGAUGGAAUCUGGCGAGUCAGAGGAGGAGCCAAAGCAGAAUGUGGGGGCGGAGCCCCGGCGGAACCCGGAAUGUCCUGGCUUUUGAGACUGUCGGUUCCGACAGGACACAGUUUUAGUGGCGGGUGGGCCAGUAGAAUGCAGGCUGGCUUGUCUCCUGCUCCUUCCCUCACCUACCCGGUUCCAGAUAAAUUACGACCCUCGUCAGCUUCAACUCACCUUUUCUUCCGCAUUGAAUUAUCUAUUUGUGGUUUAACCAUCGCUGCUGAUUUACAACCUCGUCUCUGAACCCUGUGUGGACGCACCAAUGCCAAGGGUCCACUCGCGCGGAACCCAAAGCCUGCACGCUUUCCUCCUCCCCACCCCCUGAAGCCAGCAAAACAGCCCCUCCGAAAGCAGCCUCCCCGGGGUCAGAGCCAGCAUGAGCCUCCUGUCCAGGUUCUCUCCCCAGCAACUGAAGGAGGCAUGGCAGAAAAAGGCCCACCGGAAACCGAAGAGGAAAAGAAAGGACCCCCGGGUGGCAGAGGACACCCCAGGCCGAGCAGCGGCACGCAGCCUGGGGGGUUUCGUCCUGGGAAUGACCCUCGCGGGGGCCUACGGGGCCAUGGUGCUGCUAGUCCAAGGCUACAACAUCUGGUACUGCCUGGUGUCGACCAUCAGCCUGGCUAUGGGCCUGGGGCUUGGGCUGGCCUUCUCCCGCAAAGCACGGCUCACCGUCGCCCUCAUGCUGCCCCAGAUUUUCUCACGAGAAGGCAAGACCAUGCUGCUGCUGCUGGCGUUCGGCCUGGCCAUGGAGGGCCCCUUCGCCAACAUCAUACGGAAUUUCUCGAGAGCGACCGAAUCCGUAUCGUGCGGUGCAGAGCUUGCCCUGAACCAGACGGCGGAAAUGCUCCAGAGGGCCCGGCAACCCCUGCUCAAUGCGCUACAGAAAAUCAAGGACAUAGCACGGAAAGCGAAAGUGGUGGGUGACCGCGUCCGAAAGCUCUUCCGCUCCGUCACGGAUUCCGUGCGGCAUGUAGCCCACUGCCUCCGCAACGUCUGGUACUGGCUGCUGCACCUGGGUGACGUCUGCAACGAGGAGAUGGGCAGCCCUUACCGGAAGUGCAACCGCCUCUUCGACAGCGCCAAGGAGAAGUGCGAGCAGGCCCUGCCCUGGAUCUACUGGGUCUGCAGCAUCGUCCUCCUGUUCAAGUACCUCUGCGGCUUAGCCAACAUCCUCCUGGUCUUCUGCGUCAUCCCCCAAUACAUCGUGCCCUUCCUGAAACGCAAGGUUGCCGACCCCAUUGUUAAUGUCCUCAACCGCGUGCGGCAGGAGUUUGAGUUCAACAUCACAACCAUCCACAAGUUCGACGUCACUGUCAACGCAAGCAAGAGCCUUUCCCAGGUCGCCUUCGACAUCAUGGAGGACGUGUCCUUGCGCCUCCAGCCCGCGAAGGAAGCCAUUGGGUUUUUUGGCUAUAUGUCCACCUUGGUCAUUCUUUACCUCUAUCUCAGGGCUCUGCUCUACCGGAAGCAUUACUUGCAUGAAGACGGAUUCGACAACAUCUACAUCACCCGACCGUUCCUCGAAAUGGAUGCGCUGCAACGAAAGCUGAAGAGACCCACUGUCCUGCCCUUGUCCUCCAGGGAGAGCAGCAGAUACCUCCGCCCAGCCUCGUUCGUGUUGCCUCGUAAGGAGCAGCUCCGCUAUUCGCUGGCCAUCAUCUCCAUCUGCAAGCAGCUCAUUCUCGUGACCCUUCUCAUUGUUGCCGAUUACUCCGUCUUCUGGCUCUUUGACCUGGUGCGGUUCCAGCUGCACGGUGAAAUCGUGGCAAGGGCCCCAGUGACAAUGAGCGUGAGUGUGAACGGGUCGGGCUACUCAGGAGAGAUGUACCGUGACAUGGUCUCGGCCUUUGACGUGCUGCAGGGUGGCAACGUCAGCGUGCUGUCCCGGAAGUGUCGCUUACGUCCAGCCGAACCGGAUUACGAUGGCUACCUAAUAAUUGGGAUCAUGUAUGGAACCUGCUUCUUCAUUGCUGUCUUCGGAACCUACAUACAGCGUCUGCGGCGAGUUAUCUGUGCCUGGUACUACCCCUCCCGUGAGCGGGAGCGCAUCUGCUACCUCUACCACACCAUCCUGACCCGCAGAUCGGGGCUAGCAGCCGCUGUGCUGAAGGCCGUGAGGCAACGGUCCGCUGAUGGGGGCCGCAAAAACAUCCUCCUCGUCUUUGCUUCCAAGUUGCCGUUCUGUGCCUUCCUGGCGAAGAAGCUAGGGGUGCACGAGUCGUACUGCAUGGGCUGCGGGAAGAUCCGCGACAGCGCGGCCAGUGAGGACUACGUCACGUGCAGCACGCCGAACUGCCGAGGUAUUUACUGCACCGAAUGCUACAAGCUUCUGAAAAAUAUCUGUUCCAUCUGCAUGGCCCCACUAACCUACCAGGGAGAGAUGGACGAGGAGAUGGACUCCAGUGACGAGGAAGCCAUGGCCCUGUGGACCGGGGCUGUGCGGGCGCUGAGGGGGGCGCGAGACGAGGAACGGCGGUGGCAGCGGCAGGCGCUGAAGCGCCAGAUCGAGCGGGCCGUGAGAGGUCAGGGGGACUGCCGCAGCUUGCCCCCUGUGCUGGCCAAGAAAGUUCUAGCUCAGCUGAAAGAGGAGGAAGAGGAGGAGGAGGAAGACGACGACGAGGAGAGCAGCACCAGCAGCGAGAGGGAAACACCCACCAGUUCUGCUGAAGAGAGCAGCUCCAGCUUGGAGUCUUCCUCCAGCAGUCUGGAUUUCAGUUACCAAAAGCGCACAGAGGGCAGUGACAGCGAAGAGUCUUCUCCCGAGUCCGAAGAGCUGAAAGAGGUGAAAACUGAAAAAAGCCCCACACCUGAGACGUAGGAAGAGAUGUGGGCAGCCAGGGCAGCUGAGAGAUGCAUCCUCUCCUCCUCGUUCCAGAAAAAGGUGUAGCCAUAAAAUUAUCAAAUUAGAUUGUAUACACUGCCACAUGGUUGGGUGGGCUUCCUCCUGCCCUGUGGAAGCCAGACGCAAAAGCAUUAAACGUCUCCACUUUCCGGGAGGAAAGAGGGCGCUUUACGUGG